UCUCAUUUCACUAAGGUUUCCCUGUUUUGAAGUAACUUUUUCUAUCUUCUCCUAACCCACCUGAGCUCAGCUUUAGAUGAGAUCGUGAUUUCUCCAUUUAGAGCAGAAGAAUGUCUGAAACGACGUCGCAGAGUCAACCGCCGGCGAAGGAUUUGAUCGGCUCAUACUUCGUCGAUCUCUGGAGCCACACUUCCCAAACCCUAGCUCUGAACCCCGAGAAUGAGCCCGAAGCCGAGGAAGACGAGGCGGAGGAGUCUCCGACGGCGCUGGAUACGGUGAACAGCUCCGGCGGAUUCUCGGUGGUGGGUCCUGACAAGCUCUCGCUCUUGUACCCGAGCGUGAAUAUGCAUGGGCACGACGUCGGAGUGGUGCAGGCGAAUCGAGCCGCGCCGUCGAAGCAGCUGCUUUAUUACUUUGAGAUUUAUGUGAAGAAUGCGGGUGCGAAGGGGCAGAUUUCAAUCGGAUUUACCACGGCUGGUUUCAAGCUUCGCCGUCAACCGGGGCAGGCUCACCAAAAUAAACUCUGUAGGCAAUGCAUAUUUGCCAGGUUUAAUUGCUAUUACUGGAUUUUGAUGUCUUUUCUUUACGCUUCUAUAUCCGGCAGCUGGGAAGCAAACAGUUAUGGAUAUCAUGGUGAUGAUGGGCUGCUGUACCGUGGACAUGGAAAAGGAGAGACAUUUGGCCCGACAUACACUACUGGUGAUACAGUCGGCGGUGGAAUCAACUAUGCCACUCAAGAAUUCUUUUUCACGAAAAAUGGGGCCAUAGUAGGCUCUGUAUUUAAGGAUGUCAAGGGUCCAUUGUUUCCUACCGUUGCUGUUCACAGCCAAAAUGAGGAGGUGACUGUAAACUUUGGGAAGGAUCCAUUUGUCUUUGAUAUUAAAGCAUAUGAAGCAGAACAAAGAGCUAAACAGCAGUUAAAGAUUGAUAAUAUCUGCUUACCUCAGGAUGCUAGUUACGGAAUCGUGCGGUCUUAUUUACAGCAUUAUGGAUAUGAAGAGACACUUAAAUUACUUGACAUUGCUGCUAGUAGCACAGUGCCGCCCAUUUCUUUAACUCAAGAAAAUGGUACUAAUGAGGAAGAUAGCGCAUAUGCAUUGAACCACCGAAGGACCCUUCGUGAGCUGAUAAAGUCAGGUAACAUUGAUGAGGCAUUUUCUACACUUCGCAAGAUGUAUCCUCAAAUUGUUCAGGAUGACACAUCAGCUAUUUGCUUCUUGCUGCAGUGUCAAAAAUUUAUUGAACUUGUCCGGGAUGGAAAACUUGAAGAAGCUGUGAACUAUGGUAGAAGUGAAUUUGACAAGUUCACAAAUUUGUCAGGGUCUAUUGACCUAGUUAAGGAAUGUGCCUCCUUGCUGGCAUUCGAACAAUCAAGCAAAUCGCCCGUCGGUUACCUUUUCAGAGAGUCUCAACGGGAGCUAGUGGCAGAUGCUGUGAAUGCCAUGAUUUUAUCCACUAACCCAAAUGUAAAAGAAGUUAGUCUGUGCAAGCAUUCAUGCCUCGAGAGGCUUAUUAAACAGGUAAAUGCUUGCUCCUUGGAAAAGAGGUCCUUGAAUGGAGAUCAAGGGGAGGCUUUCCGGUUGAGCCAGAUUCUGAACAGUGGUAAGAAAGGUUGAACAAGGAAAACCCUGACGACUCAUUCUCACUGUGUAUCUUUUUUUUCUUCUGUCGGGCCUCUUUCCGUACACAAUGUGGGAUAACUCUUCGAGUUUUUUUAUUAUUUUGCGAGAGAUAAAAAUUGGAUGAACGAAUGGGGAUGAAAUACUGUACUCUCUCAUGUGGGGAUUGGGUUUUGUCGGUCUAGUCGAAAUUUGUGGAAGUUGUGCUUGUACAGUUCGGGUUUUAUGUUAUGUGCUUUGAAAUUGGAAUGUACAUGAGCUUUUAUGUUGUAGAUUGGAUAUUGAUCCAAAGUUGAAUUAUGGCACGAUUGCUAGUUGCUACUUGUUAUUUCGGUUUUGUUUGGUAAUCAGCUGUUAGCUGUUGGUUGUUAGCGAAUUGCAUUAGCUGUUUUGAUCAGCUGAUCGUGUUAGCGGUUUAUAAAAAAAAUGUUUAGUAAAAUUAACUAGUUUAAUUAGC
Striga asiatica is the source of this 2076-nucleotide messenger RNA. The record is from the annotation of a GenBank genome assembly. Lineage: Eukaryota; Viridiplantae; Streptophyta; Magnoliopsida; Lamiales; Orobanchaceae.